GGAGGCUCCGCCGGGAGGACUAUGUUGCGACCGAACAUUCUGCUCACCGGUACACCAGGGGUUGGGAAAACCACACUGGGCAAAGAACUUGCCUCCAGAUCGGGACUGAAAUACGUUAAUGUGGGUGAUUUAGCUCGGGAAGUCUGAUCAGCAGAUAUGGAGUCUGGCAAGAUGGCUUCUCCCAAGAGCAUGCCGAAAGACGCGCAGAUGAUGGCGCAGAUCCUGAAGGAUAUGGGCAUCACAGAGUAUGAGCCGAGAGUGAUAAAUCAGAUGCUGGAAUUUGCCUUCCGCUAUGUGACCACAAUUCUAGAUGAUGCAAAGAUUUACUCAAGCCAUGCUAAGAAAGCUACCGUUGACGCAGACGAUGUGCGCUUGGCCAUCCAGUGCCGCGCGGACCAGUCCUUCACCUCUCCUCCCCCGAGAGAUUUUUUAUUAGAUAUCGCCAGGCAGAGAAAUCAAACCCCUCUGCCCUUGAUCAAACCAUAUUCAGGCCCUAGAUUGCCACCUGAUCGAUACUGCUUAACAGCUCCCAACUAUAGGCUUAAGUCUUUACAGAAAAAGCCAUCUACUUCGGCAGGAAGGAUAACAGUCCCCCGGCUCAGUGUCGGGUCGGUCGCUAGCCGACCAAAUACGCCCACGUUAGGCACGUCGGCUCCACAGACCAUGUCUGUCCCAACUAAAGUGGCUGCUCCGAUGUCCCUCACGGGCCAGAGGUUCACCGUGCAGAUGCCGGCCUCACAGCCACCUGCUGUGAAGGCAUCCCUGCCCGCCACCUCCACGGUUCAGAAUGUGCUCAUCAACCCCUCGCUGAUCGGGUCCAAAAACAUUCUUAUUACUACCAACAUGGUGUCAUCCCAGAAUACUGCCAGUGAGUCGAGUACGUUGAAAAGAAAGCGUGAAGAUGAUGAUGAUGAUGACGAUGAUGAUGAUGAUGACUAUGAUAAUUUGUAACCUUGAUGCAUGUAACACGUACACUUGGUCUUCACUCCACUGUACUGAAAUUAAACAAGUAUGUUAUAUGUUUUCAA
Ochotona princeps (American pika) is the source of this 1028-nucleotide messenger RNA. RefSeq names its product TATA-box binding protein associated factor 9 (gene TAF9). Bases 157 to 951 code for a protein of 264 amino acids. Gene Ontology annotation, biological process: DNA-templated transcription initiation; RNA polymerase II preinitiation complex assembly. The transcript has 3 exons. The record is from RefSeq and is a predicted model, not a curated record. Gene Ontology annotation, cellular component: transcription factor TFTC complex; SAGA complex; transcription factor TFIID complex. Gene Ontology annotation, molecular function: protein heterodimerization activity; RNA polymerase II general transcription initiation factor activity; transcription coactivator activity. NCBI's taxonomy places the organism in Eukaryota, Metazoa, Chordata, Mammalia, Lagomorpha, Ochotonidae.